UCACGUUUGCAGGCUUUCCAAUAUCUCUUCAAAUCUUCAAAACCAAAAUUGCAACAAAUCUCAAUUUGAUUCGAUCAAGAAUUAAUUGGGUUAACCUAGGAUGCUGUCAUAUAUAUGUACAAGAAUUGCGGACAGAAAGAGGAGGUCUGGCCGCCUCCAAGAAUCAAAACCAACGAAAAAAACUUCAAAAAAGGAAGAAAACUCAAAUACGUUUUGGAGGAUAGAGAGGUUCUCGAGACAAAUAAAACGCUAAAACACGUUUCUGAUAUUGCUCUGGAGCUAUUGCAAUCUCCACCAUCAAUUAGAACACUCAGAACCGCGCCCCAUAGUCACGGUUUAUUCUUUUUUUCUUCAAAGUCAAAUUCAAUGAUUCGUGCACGAUUAAUAUAAUUUGUUUGUGUGUUUGUGUUCUGGACGUGAUUUCGGAGCUUUCUAUAUAGAUUAAUUGAAGUUUGGUUACAAGAGUGAAGAAACACCAUUGUUAGGUUGACAAAGCUUCGAAUUGGGGCUUUGUAAACCGGACAAAAUUGGGAGAAGUUAUUGUUAUAGCCAUGCUCAGGGAAUGAUUUCGAGUUGAUUCAUGGUUUUCUCUGGGAUUUAUAUUAUGUAUUGGUGAUUUUGUUGAUUUACAGGCCUACAGUAACAUGCCAAAACCGUUGCCAAAGGUUUUUUUAAUCUGCAGAAAAAACGUGAGGAAGAGGAUGAAUGGCUGGGCGCGAAAAUCAUUUUUUUGUUCCUUUAACGUGAUUUUUUUUAUAUAUUUAUUUCGUUUCAUUGUAUAACCAGCGUGCAAAUCCAGUUCGGUUGGCCAAGGGUGAGAACAAGCAAUCUUCAUUACCUGGGUUCGAAUCCGACCCAGGGCGUUUUUUCCUUUCUUUUUUAGCAAAACAUUUGUUUUCAGGUCAUGUACACACGCCUCCAUACACAUACAAUGCAUCCUCAGAUCUGGGCCAUUGGACAACCAGCAAACAAGAUCAAACGCCCUAGGAGCGUAGGUGCACCAUGGAUCAUCAAAGGGGCGCCACACAGAAUCACCACCAGAAUAGUUACACUUCCAUUUCAAGCAGAAAAGAUGAAGGAUGCAGAUGUAUCAAAGCAGAUCCAGCAGAUGAUUAGGUUCAUCCGCCAAGAAGCCGAAGAGAAAGCCAAUGAAAUAUCUGUUGCUGCAGAAGAGGAAUUCAACAUUGAGAAACUACAAUUACUCGAAGCUGAAAAGAGGAAGAUCAGACAAGAAUACGAGCGAAAAGCCAAACAGAUCGAUGUUCGUAGAAAGAUUGAAUACUCAAUGCAGUUGAAUGCAUCUCGUAUAAAAGUACUCCAAGCACAAGAUGAGGUUGUAAGUUCUAUGAAAGAUGCUGCUAAAAAAGGACUUUUACGCAUCUCAAGUGAUAAGAAAGUAUACAAGAAACUCAUCAAAGAAAUUAUCAUUCAGGGUUUACUGCGCAUGAGAGAAUCAUCUCUAUUGCUAAGAUGUCGAGAGACUGAUCGUAAACUAGUCGAGUCACUGCUAGAUGAAGCCAAAAAGGAAUACUCAGAGAAAGCUAAUGUGGAAUCUCCUAAGGUUACUAUUGAUGAUCGUGUUUACCUUCCUCCACACCCGAAAAAUAGUGUUGUGGAUUCGCAUGAACCUUUUUGUUCUGGAGGUGUAGUUUUGGCUUCUGAGGAUGGAAAGAUCGUGUUGGAGAGUACUCUUGAUGCACGACUUGAUGUCAUUUUUCGACAGAAGUUACCUGAGAUUCGAAAGCGUUUGUUAGAUUGAAGUUGAAACAACUCAAAGAAAUCUGAAUUCUAUCUUAUAAUUAUAUCAACAUGUGGAAGGGCAGGGACAUUGCCAUCUAUUUUGGAAGUUUAUUAGAGCAAAUGACACUCAUUUUAACUUUAUGUUUCAUUUUGUUUUAAGGUUAUGUGCUGAGUGUCUUUAAUAUUUGUAUUGUUUAUGAAAUUAAGCGAUAUACAAUAAUAAUGUAAAAAAACAAUGUGUGAUGUUUUAUCUCAA
Molecule: messenger RNA, 1996 nt
Organism: Vicia villosa (hairy vetch)
Lineage: Eukaryota; Viridiplantae; Streptophyta; Magnoliopsida; Fabales; Fabaceae
Product: V-type proton ATPase subunit E2-like
Exons: 7
Coding region: 905-1759 (284 amino acids)
Biological process (GO): proton transmembrane transport
Cellular component (GO): proton-transporting two-sector ATPase complex, catalytic domain
Molecular function (GO): proton-transporting ATPase activity, rotational mechanism
Source: RefSeq, a predicted model, not a curated record